Molecule: messenger RNA, 4110 nt
Organism: Anopheles maculipalpis
Lineage: Eukaryota; Metazoa; Arthropoda; Insecta; Diptera; Culicidae
Exons: 1
Coding region: 2-4003 (1333 amino acids)
Source: RefSeq, a predicted model, not a curated record
GAUGAACCUGAACGAACGCAUCAUCAGCACGCAACUGUUUGCACAAACGAUCGACGAGACGGCCACUACGACCACCUCGGUAGGGAGUAGCGUUGGUUUGAGCGUUGGAUUUGUACCGUUCGUUGCGGCAGCAGCAACGGCUGGUUUGGCUGGACCGAGCGGGACAACUGUAAUGUUAGCAAACGACGCCGCCACCUCCUGUCCACCUUCGUCUUCCGGUCUCGGGAAACAAAGCGCCGAAACGAUCCACCUAUCAUCACCCCAUCAUCUGCAUCCGCUCCAUUCGGGAGGCAGUGGGAGCAGUAGUAGUGUAGUCACAACGGGGACACUGGUUCAACAGCCGCAACAUUCAACACCACCAUCAACCAGUAGAGCAGCGGGAAAAAGUCGUAGCUUGAGUACGGGUUCGUACAUCACCAAGGACUCUAGCGCACAUUCGAGUGCGGAAAGACUUUCCAAAUCCACCAGCCACACGGAAGUUCACGUCAAUAGUGGGACGGCGGGUGGAGCAUCAACUUCCAAAGACAACGGAAGCUCCAUAAUGCCACAGAACAAAUCGCUCGAGGAGGGUCGAUCGAUGAUACCAUCGGCAAAAAGUUCGCCACCCGUUCGGAAGCCUAUACUACGCAAAUCGAAAAAGAUCGUACGAACUGAUUCGGAGUUCCUGAAGGGUAACAUCUACGAGAAGGAGUCCAGUGUGUCCAGUUCGCAGUACACACCGACGAGAGAACGACGGCGGGAACAGUUUGCCGAUUACCGGAGCAGUAAUCCAUCCUCCGAAACACACAAAUCGACUGACGAAAGCUCAAAGAACAUAUCCACCGAUGAAAUCGACACCGUGUUUUCGGACACGAUGGAUCUGGAGCAGAUGGAACAGGACUAUCGGAUGCAUCUGAAGAACAAUCUGCAGCGAGAGUACAAAAGCGACAGUGACACGUUGGAUGAGGUGGGAAAGAAGCGAACUCCAGAUUAUAACGCGUGGAAGAACCAAAGCUACGAGAACACGUUCGAUGUGUAUGGGAAGGAGAUAAGUGAGCAAACGGCAAACGGUAGAAGCCAUGCAGGGAACGAUCGGGCUGUGGUUGAUGCUUCGCCGAAAGGUGAUGAACAUCCAGAACGUCCCACUACCUCGACGGCAUCGAAACCGGAUCGACCGACCGAUCUUGAGCUCGGUUCCACGUCUGAUGGUGGCGGGAAAUCGUCCGCUUCCUCCACGAACGAUGGUCCUUUUGGUCAUCUGUUUGAGAAAAACUUAGGACGCUUCAAGCGGAUGAACAAACUCCUCAAGUGUAAACGCUUCAGCACGUCGGCACUGUACGAGAAGAAGUCAUCGGCGAGUGGCAGUGCAACUGCAUCGGACGGCAAACCAUCGUUUACUUCUCCAACGAAAAGUAUUCCAAAUGCGGCACGCUCACCAGUUAAAUCAAUCCACUCUCAAUCGAAAGCUUCGAUCAGCUCUUCUAAAUCGUCCCUUUUUGGAAGCAAAAAGACUGGUUCUGGGUUCACUUUCAAAGGCAAACGAUUUCUCUUCACCGGCAAAACUUCACCCAAUAAAUCAAAGUCCAACAACGAGAUCAGCUACUAUCGCACCAAGUCGACCAAAAGCUCUAAGAAAGGUUCAGUGAAGAACAACAGUACGGCGUGCUUAAAUCUCGAAACCACCUGCACAUCUCCACUGUCCGAAGCGUUCUACAACACGACGGGCAGCGUGCGGUUGAGUGCGAUGGAGCUUUACGAGAAGUUUUGCUCCCAGGACUUCAGUGGACUCUACAAACACGAAACGGUGCGUGCAGAUACGGACAGCCACGGGAGCGGGACGGACUCGAGUCACUACGAAUCCCAUCGACAUCUGGGCGCGAUACGGAAGUACCGGCGGCGCAACUUUAAGCUGCUGCGGCAGAAAAGUGAACCCAAGUUUUCCUUCCGAACCGAUACGCUCUAUGAGGAUAGUUAUGAUGGUGUGUGCUAUCAUGACGAGAAAGACGAGGAGGAGGAGUACGGUGCGGAGGACUACAAUCAGUUUCUGUACGAUGAGCAGUACUACGAGGAGGACAUAGAGCACUACAGUAUCGAGAAUAUUUACUACCAGCGGAAUGGAUUGAUAGCGCUACCGGACGGUAGUUACGUGCAGCGAUAUCCUUACCGGAUGGAAGACGAGGAAGGUGAUCAGGACGAGGAGGUCGAGGAAGAGGAAGAAGAAGAAGAUGAAGAUGAAGAUGAAGAUGGAGAUGAAGAGGAACUUGGCGAGGAGGAAGACUAUCAGGGUGAGGAAGAGGAGGAAGAAGAGGAGGAAGAGGUGGACGAGAACGAGUUCGACGAGGAAGAUGAGGACGAGUUGGCGAUGGAAGAGGAGGAAGAAGAACGAAGACGUUUGCAGCGAUUACAGCUACCCCCACCGAUCGAGCUCAUUGGGUCGAUGGAUUCGGACUGCGAUGAGAUCUAUCUGAUGCCACAGAAUGAAUCCGAAAGCAAGAAGCUGAUUAUACAAGACUUUCUGUUUCAUCGCAGCAACGACUUUGAGGCGAACGUCAGCGGGGACGAUUACGAUAUUGCUGAGGUAGACGAGGAAGCGGAAGAGGAAAAAGAGCGAAUGGCGCAGGUGGAAGAAAGUGAGGAGCAGAAAUCGAGACUACCGGAGGAAGAUGAGUACGAGGAGGACGACUUCCGGAUGGAACGAUAUACCGCGACGGAUAAGGAAACGCUUACGAUCUACAAGAUCUGCUCGAAGGAAAGCAUACUGGAGUCGAUGCGGGGUGAAACUCCGGACCGACCGACGGAUAAUCUACCGCACAGUGCCUCGAUGGAGCAGUACUUUCUCAAGUCGGACUGCGUGACAACGCUCGAACGGACCGCGUCGCUGGAUUUGCUAAGCAAUUCGAGCGGAACGCUUAACAAAUCUACCCUGACGGAUUACGCGUUUGAUACGGUGCGUAAUAUGAAUCUGGAUAGCUGCAGUACGUCUCGCCUGAGCCUAUCGCUUAAGAGUGAAAUCUUUGAGGACACCACUAAUGGGGGAGGCUCCGGUGGAGGUCCUUCGAUGGUAACCGAUUCGAUCGCGAUUAAUGCACUGCAGGACACAGCCACAUGCAGUGUAGAAUCGGUGGAAGCAUGUGCCGAAAUUCCUCGUAUUAAAAGUUGGAACAUCGAAGACUUUACCCUCACACCGGAAGAAUCCUUCUCGGAUGAGCAGCUGCCGUUAGAUGGACCGAGCGAUGUGGUCAAAGUUGCCGAACUGCUACAGGAGCGCUGCUCGGACGGUUCCGCCGUACCGGAACCGAUCGAGGUCGACCAUCACAACGGUACGGCCGAGUACACGAUCGUCGAUCUCGACGAAGAGCCGUAUAUGUUGGAUCCAACAAUUUCCCAAUUUACGUCGGAAAUAACCAAAGAGUUCGAUUUGUUGUUUUCCCGCGCAGAGACGGAGUCCUUACAAGCGGCAGCAGCAGUCGUUGUGGAGCAAGUUCCCACCCUACCCGCUCCCCCACCCGAAGAACCAACACAGCUUGGGGAUGUCCUAAAGCUCCUGAGCGAUCUUCCUACGCGCUACUCCAUGCAGAUGCUCGAACACAUCAACCUCGACUCGGACGACAUUUGUAUCCCGGUGCGGGAGGAAGAGAACGGUACAGCUCCACCUCCAACAUCGCAACCCUCAAUCACGUCUGUUCCUGCAGCAGCAGCAUCAGCAUCACCGAACUCUUCCGUCCCCCCGAACCCUCCCCAAUCGCCAGCAAGUGCCAAACCGCAAACACUCGAUCAGCCGAGCGGAAGCGGACGAUCGUCCACGAAGAUAAAGCUACGGUCAACACAUUCGACCGGUACGACAAGAACAGCUGCUACUACACCGACUGCACCAGAUACUAGCACCACCAUCGUCGUUGUGCCACUGGAUCCCGGUCCGAUUGCGAAGAGUAGCGGUGGCAGCAGCAGCAGCGAUCGACUCAAGAAGGCCCGCAGCCAGUCGUUAGGUAACUUACGAAAUAAAACCAAAUGUUUUCCAUUAUAGAAGUUAAGUAACACUGUAACAAUAAUCCUAACACUAUGGGUGCUGCCAGUAGUAGUGUAGUGGCAGCGCAUGCGAGGUUACGCCAAGGUUCACAAUGCACGUACACG